Messenger RNA from Branchiostoma floridae (Florida lancelet), 837 nucleotides. RefSeq names its product crystal protein-like. The transcript has a single exon. The record is from RefSeq and is a predicted model, not a curated record. Lineage: Eukaryota; Metazoa; Chordata; Leptocardii; Amphioxiformes; Branchiostomatidae. Bases 1 to 837 code for a protein of 278 amino acids.
AUGACAUGCUUUCGGGCUAAAAAUGCAAGCGACAUCAGUAGAGUUGCGACCAAGGCGGAGCCCGUCAUCCUAAACGAUAUCAUACAGAAGUAUGUGGAGUGGGCACCUCAUGUUGAUGGAACCAUUGCCAAAACUCAGCACCUCCAGGAAAUGUUCCUGAACGGGAAGUUCCAGAAGAAGCCCUUUAUCAUUGGUUCCACCACUGACGACGCUUGUCCUAUUGUAUACGAUGGCUGGAAGGUCAGUAUGGAAACAAUGCUGUAUCAAGAAGUCAUGCUUAGCGUUUUCCUGGCGAAAGCAGAAUUAGUGCUGCAAGAGUACCCACCGGAUUCAUCGGGGGACCAACGCCCGACGAUGUCACGUGCAAUCACAGACCACUACUACGCCUGUCCUACACGGAGGGUCAUCCGUGCAGCUAAUCACUUUGGCCUGGCAGACGUGUGGCUCUACCAUUUCGACCAGAUGACCGAGGCCGCUGAUGUGCAACUGUGGGCACAUUUUGACGAGGAGUGUUACAGCAGUGUCUGUCAUGGCUCCGACGUCCCCUAUCUCUUCCAAACCCUGAAGCUAGCCGGACUGAACGUGACUGAUGAAGAACAGAGCACAGCCGACUCCAUGGCCUACUACUUUGGAAACUUCCUCCACACCGGAGAUCCCAACAACUCAGGAUGGCGAGUCUCCUCCCAGCCACAACUGUCUGGUGCUUUCAUCAACUGGCCAAAGUACAACAAGCUCAACAACUACGUUAACAUGAAGUUCAGGGGACCAACUAACCAACUGGAACAGGGAUAUCUGGCUGAGAAAUGUGAUUUCUGGGACAAGAACUUUCCACAGUAA